This is a messenger RNA of Zootoca vivipara (common lizard), 9387 nucleotides long. Lineage: Eukaryota; Metazoa; Chordata; Lepidosauria; Squamata; Lacertidae. The record is from RefSeq and is a predicted model, not a curated record.
CAAAACAUCUGUAGAGCCAAGGUUGCCUAUGCCUGGUGUAUGCAAAAUGUGUGCUUUACUGCUAAGUUAUAACCCAUUUCCCCCAAACACAAUAAUUCAGGACUGAGCUUUGUCUCUGAGGUCGUGCCCAUUGCACCAGCAGUCAUUUGUAUAGCACCUUAGAGGCCACUAGCAUUCUAGCAUGUCCAUCCUGUUGCAUAGGUACUUUUGAUGGUAUUGUCAGCAUAUGGAACUGCUGUUUGAUCUUUCUAUGUUGCCCAGAACUUCCAUAAAGAUUUUUAGUGUCACUAGUUCCUUAGGUGCAAAGGUUCAUGGGAAAUAGAUUGCCUCUUCAUCAGACCUUUCCAGUGAGAAAGCAGUGUAAGCCAAAGUCUCUGUAGUUGGAGAUGCUGAAGCAGCAAGACUUUCUAGUAAACUGAAAAAGAAGACUCUAGAGCAGGCAUCCCCAAACUUUGGCCCUCCAUAUGUUUUGGACUACAAUUCCCACCAUCCCUGACCACUGGUCCUCUUAGCUAGGGAUCAUGGGAGUUGUAGGCCAAAACAUCUGGAGGGCCAAAGUUUGGGGAUGCCUGCUCUAGAGCUAGCCCAGACCAUUCAGUAUUUCUCAAUAGUGGCCCAAUUACACAAAAUCUAAUAUGUACGAAGCAAAAGUGUGUUAACCAUUGGCAAGCAUUCCACCCUUCUCUGCCCCAGAGCCUUCUGCUUUGAUUUCUUCCACUGAAGCCGUACAUUAGGUAAACUUCCUUCUAUGCUAUGCCUUUCCAUUUUGGAACAGAUGUUUUAACAGUGGUGGUUAAUAGAGAGGUUACAAGAUCCACAAGUCAGAACCAAAGUAAUUCAAUUCUGGAUAUGGGCAGAGAACAAAUUAAUGUUCUUCCUGGUUAUCCACAUCACGUCACCAGGCUGAUAACUGUGUAAUGAGCCAGAUCUAGCAGAAAGACUAAAAAACAACAAAAUAAAUCAACACACACACACAACUCUUGAAAUAAAUAAAAAAUUAAAAAAUUGUGCAGUAGCACCUUAAGAGACCAACUAAGUUUGUUCUGGAUAUAAGUUUUUGUGUGCAUGCACACUUCUUCAGAUACCUGCUACUGGACAAUUUUUUAUUUAUUUUGACUGCGUGAGACCAACACAGCCACCUACCUGAAUCUAGAAACAACUCUUGAGUGAUUGAGGAUUUCAGCCAUUUGAUGGAGGAACUUUGAUCAGAUACAAAGUAAUCUGCUCUAUACCAAGUGAGAAUAUUUGUCGACCUAGCCCAAUAUCAUCUAAUCUCAAUCGAUUAGUUGUUCUUCGUUGUCUCCACCAGGAGUCUUUCACAUCACCUGCUACCUGAUUUUUAAAAAUAUCAGGUAUUGAACCUAGAACUUUUGGCUCUGCCAUUGAACUGAAUGAGUUGGUCUUACAAGUAAUGAAUAUAUGUACUACACCAGUAUAUACUGAUGCCCAGAAGUGGCCAAAUUAACUUUAAUCUGUUUUCACUACCUGGAUGACUUCUCAAUAAUUUUGUAUAUCAAUUUACAAUACUGUACAUAUAUUUUAGAUCCAAAUUUUAUAACAAAUCACUAGACAAACCUCCUACUGGUUUCGUCUUUAAAGUCUUCUUACCUCAACUUUGUUCCUUAGAAAAACUUCUCUGUAUAGGACUGUGUGCCCUGAAAUUCAACUAAAUACAUGUGUGUAAUCUAAAAUCUCAUGCAAUAGGGUUGGGAUAAUUUCAAACAAAACAGUUAAGCUUUAAAAUCCUAAAGUGGCUUUUGAAAGUAGAAUAGUUAGGUUGAGCACUCAUCUUACCAAAUCAAUUUCCAAUUAACUUUGGGUAAACACAGCCAUCUUUCUAUUGUGUUCUUGUAGGCUAGUAACAAUUGUAACCUCAGAAAAUGUAAAAGGAAGAAUGUAUUUUUAGGUAGCUUUUAAGAAUUGUCUUUUCUUUCUGGUAGCAACUGAUUAAUAAGACUGGCCAAAUUUUAUAGACCUGUACAAAAAUGUUAAUAUGAGUCUUUUUGCUGUUGCUCCUUUGUCCAAAAAACAUUUCACUCUUAUGUUAUUUUUCCAUCCCACCCCAAUAACUCUUUUAAUUAUCAGUUCUUCUUGCCCAACUGUACCGUAGCUCCAUUUUUUUCUCUUCUAGCCAGAAUAGUCUUGCUUCUCUUCCCCAGAGUCCAGCUACUUUGCAUCCUCCAUAUAUCUCUUCAAUUCCUUCUUUGGUUUUGCCUUGUUCACCAAUAUUUGAAUGGGAGAGUAAGGAGGGAAAAAAGAGGCCGCUAUGUUAGACUUGCUUUCUGAAAUUGCCCUGGAAUUGCACUGAAUGAUUUGUGAGUCUCAGUAUGUCUCUUGAGCCACACUUAAACCAUCCCUGCAGUAUGCAGAUAUUUGUUAAUUGAUCAUAUUUAAAUCUGUUGUCUAUUUGAUAUUUAAAUUUAUUCACAUCUAACAACAAAUAGCAAUACAAUAAUAUUUCUGUGAGUCCCCAGUGUGAAACUUUGGAUUGGAGCCAGACUAGUUGCACUUGGUUCCCAUUGAAAUCUAUAUGAAAAGUUAGUCAUGACUAAAGUCCUAUUGAUUUAAUGGGAACUUAAAACAAUUAAAAAUCUGACCUCAAUCUAUCUUUAUUUAUUUAAAUUUCAUAAAAUUUGUUCCUGUGGGAUUGUAAAAAAACACAAAAACAAACCAAACCUCAGAACAGUUUGCAAAAAAUAGGUAAAGCAAUAAAAUUACUGAUAAAAAUCAACAAUGAUGAUGUAAAACAUUAAAAAAUUAAAAGACAAUAAACUACAACACCCAAUGAUCUCUACUAGUGACUUCAUGUAGACAUUAGAUCACUAUGACUUCUCUGUGGUCAAAGUCUAUCAUGCUCUGCUGUUGUCCCAGCUGCUACUCCUCUCCUGCUGCAGAUGGGUAUCUGAUCAACUUAUUAUUGGGGAAUUUUAAGAAAAUAUGUGGUUACUUUUUAAUAAGGAAUGUUUGAACACUACCAAAAUGGAACUACCUGCCAUGUGCUUGAAUGCUAAUAACGUUGGCAAUGGUAUUGAACAUUUAAAUUGCCUCGCUUCAGUAUCAUUAUGAGAUAAUGCAAGCUUACCUAAAACAUGGUGUUGAUCCUCUACAAGAGCCAAAUAAAACUCUACUUCAGGCCUGCUCACUUUUUAUUUGACAAACCUUCAUCUGGUAAAUAUGAGCAUGACUCACUAAAGCAUGCUGCUAGAAAAUCAAAUUGAUAACUUAGUUCUUUUAGUUAACUGAUUAAUGUUGACAUUAUAUAUUAUUUAACAUGUUUUAGUGUAAAUACCUUAUUUUUCAUGGUCUGAGUAUUCCUGUUUCUUCUGUGUUUCCCUCAUCUUUCCAUAUUCACUCUGCACUGAGCAUUGUGGCUGUCAUUCAUUUGGCUCUGCAGGGGUUCCCUUUUGAGCCUAUCAGUGCACUUCCUUAAUUAGCUGUAAACCUGCUUAUUCCUUUCUCCUUAGGGGCUAAAAUUGCUUUCAGUGCACAGGCUUUCAUAAUAGCCCUCACUGUAUUUUAUUUUAUAUAGGGAGUUUCCAAGUGGCUGAUAGAAUAUCUGAUUUUCAGCAUGCAGUAUUUAAUAUUAUAAGGCAAAUCUUAUUAAUUGGCAUACUCCCCUAUGAUAGUGAUAGCAUAUAUAAGCUUCGAUUUGAUCCAGAAGAAGAGUGAAUAGCAGUGGAAUGAUAAUUUGUAUUCAUGGAUGGUUGUAUUUUAGAUUUUCUCUGCUGUGCACACUACACUACAAAACCUUUAACUGUGUUCCAUUAGAUGAAUAGUCUUGCAGGCAAGUCACUGCCUUGCUGCACUGUACAUGUAUUGGAGUGAUAGGUCUACAAUCCUAUAGUUUGCUAAGCGGAUAGACUGGUACAGAGUACUUGAUUGGUUUGAUUGCUGUUAACAUUAGUGAACAGAAUGCAGCAAGCAUCCAAAAUCUGCUGCAGGUUUCUGCUUUUGGAGCUUUUGGAACCCACAGUAUAUUUAAGUGGCAAAUUAUUUUGGGAGAAUUUGAAAAUCUGUGUGAUAAAUCAUUGUUUCAAUGCUUGGAGCACAGUAUGUGCAGUAAGUAAUAGAACAAUAAUGAAGAGUAGGCUGUGUGCUGUACUUUUAGCUGUCUACGGAGAAUAAAUUAAACUGGCAAAGGACAGAAUUGCCUUUUAUCUUAUGCAAGAUAUGAUGCAGCUUUUCAAAAUGUGAAGACAAAGAACCUAUUGUUACAUUCUCAUUGCUACAUGUUAUCAUUUGAAGAAUAUGGUUGCUAUUUUUAGAGGGGUCUUUCUGCCUUGUUCUGCUGGGAGGGGGAGACCUAUGUACGCUGUCAUUGGUGUUAGUCAUUUUUACAGGAGAGGAAAGGAGGAGGAGAAGCUGCAGAAAUCCUCCCCUUUCCUCCUCCUCCUCUCAGGCUGUAGUAACUGUGUGAAGAUGCCUUGUCCUCGUUUUUAUUACUUCUGAGAUUUUAUUGCUGGCAGCCAGAUGUGCAGAAACUCCUGACGACAGCAUCUAUUCACUGCGUGUUUUUAAGAGGCUUAGAGAAAUAUGAGUAGAGUACAUGAAAGCAGCUCAGCUUCACACUUCAGUUGGGAAUGCCCAGAAAGCUCACUGCUGUUUGGAAUUCUUGCUACCGUGAAGAGAAAACAGUGCGGGUGCUAAAUCUUCCACGAUUGAAUUAAAAGAAUAAUGACUGUACAAUUAACUAUCAACCCUUGCUCAUUUAGUCACAGUUUUUAUCGAAAUCAGGAGAAAUAUGGAACUUGAUUGGCAUGUCUGCAUUUGAUGGUGACUGCAAAACAGAUGAGUUUUUGCACAGGUGGUAAGGAGGAAUAGAAGGGAAGAGAGAAAAAUGCAAUUUGAGACAUUGCGCCAGGUCUGCAAUUCUGUAUUAUCUCAUUUUCAUGGAGUUUUCUCCUCUCCUCCAAAUAUUUUACAAAAUGAUAUUUUUGCACAAACGUUGGAUAAUGCUAGAAAAAGAAGCCCAUCAAUAUCCAGAGAUCAGAACAGGAGAUUCAAUCAACAGGAGGAGAGAGACGACUAUUCACAGUAUGCAACAUCAGACAGUGCAAUGCCAAGAUCACCAUCAGAUUAUACGGACAGGCGAUCACAACAUGGAUCUCAGUUAUAUGAAGAAGCUGAACUUGAUGACUACAGGGAUUCGAACAGGAGAAGUCGCAGGCGUUCGAGGGAAUAUCCUUUAGAGGAAGAUGAUGUGCAGAAUAGAGAGGAAUAUGAGAGGCAACGACGGGAAGAGGAGUACCAAGCACGAUACCGAAGUGAUCCUAAUUUGGCUCGUUAUCCCGUCAAACCACAACCAUAUGAGGAACAAAUGCGUAUUCAUGCUGAAGUCUCCCGCGCACGUCAUGAACGAAGGCACAGUGAUGUGUCUUUGGCAAAUACUGAAUUGGAAGAUUCCCGGUUAUCUAUGAUGAGAAUGGAACGGCCAUCACGGCAAAGGUCUGCAUCUGAACACAGAGCUGCCAUGGACCAAUGUUCAUAUUCAAUGGAAAGAACUCAGGGACCAAGUCCCAAUCGGCAAAGAAACACAAAUCACAGCCCUCCAACACCUAGGAGGAGUCCCAUUCCUUUUGAUAGGCCAGAUAUGAGGGGAACUGAUUCAUUAAGAAAACAGCAUCAUUUGGAUCCUAGCUCAGCUGUACGGAAAACAAAACGUGAAAAAAUGGAAACCAUGUUAAGAAAUGAUUCACUAAGUUCAGAUCAAUCUGAAUCAGUUAGGCCUCCACCACCAAAGCCUCAUAAAACAAAAAAGGGGGGUAAAAUGCGCCAGGUUUCACUGAGCAGCUCCGAGGAAGAGUUGGCCUCUACUCCAGAGUAUACCAGCUGUGACGAUGUAGAGAUUGAAAGUGAAAGUGUUAGUGAGAAAGGAGACAUGGAUUACAACUGGGACCAUACGUCUUGGCAUAGCAGUGAGGCAUCCCCAAUGUCUUUGCAUCCUGUAACCUGGCAACCAUCCAAAGAUGGAGACCGUUUAAUAGGUCGGAUUUUGUUAAACAAGCGACUAAAAGAUGGAAGUGUGCCUAGAGAUUCUGGAGCAAUGCUUGGAUUGAAGGUUGUAGGAGGAAAAAUGACUGAAUCAGGUCGGCUAUGUGCAUUUAUCACCAAAGUAAAAAAAGGAAGUUUAGCUGAUACAGUGGGACACCUUAGGCCAGGUGAUGAAGUGUUAGAAUGGAAUGGAAGGCUUUUACAAGGAGCCACCUUUGAAGAAGUGUACAACAUCAUUCUAGAAUCCAAACCAGAGCCACAAGUGGAACUUGUAGUUUCAAGGCCAAUUGGGGAUAUUCCCAGAAUACCUGACAGUACACAUGCACAGUUGGAGUCCAGUUCUAGUUCGUUUGAAUCUCAAAAAAUGGACCGGCCUUCUAUUUCAGUCACUUCUCCCAUGAGUCCAGGCAUGUUGAGGGAUGUUCCACAGUUCUUAUCUGGACAACUUUCAAUAAAACUGUGGUAUGACAAGGUUGGUCACCAGUUGAUAGUCACAAUAUUGGGUGCAAAGGAUCUUCCUUCAAGGGAAGAUGGGAGGCCAAGGAAUCCCUAUGUUAAGAUUUACUUUCUUCCUGACAGAAGUGAUAAGAACAAAAGAAGAACAAAAACAGUAAAGAAAACAUUGGAGCCCAAAUGGAACCAAACAUUCAUUUAUUCUCCAGUUCAUCGGAGAGAAUUUCGAGAACGAAUGUUGGAAAUUACUCUUUGGGACCAAGCACGUGUUCGUGAGGAAGAAAGUGAAUUUUUAGGAGAGAUCCUUAUUGAAUUAGAAACAGCACUGCUGGAUGAUGAGCCUCAUUGGUACAAACUUCAGACACAUGAUGUCUCCUCAUUGCCACUUCCCCACCCUUCACCGUAUUUGCCACGCCGACAGCUUCAUGGAGAGAGUCCCACGCGAAGGUUGCAAAGGUCCAAACGAAUAAGUGAUAGUGAAGUCUCAGACUACGAUUGUGAUGAUGGAAUAGGAGUAGUGUCAGAUUACCGACAUAAUGGGCGAGAUCUUCAAAGCUCAACACUAUCAGUGCCAGAACAAGUGAUGUCAUCCAAUCACUGCUCUCGGUCAGGGUCCCCUCACCGUGGAGACAGUAUAGGAAGGACAAGAUCAUGGUCUCCCAGUGUCCCUCCUCUACAAAGUAGGAAUGUGGAACAGGGGUCUCGAGGGACUCGAUCUACUCCUGCACAUUACAAUACCGUGAACCGAAUGGAUAGACAUCGGAUAAUGGAUGACCACAACUCUCCAGACAGAGAGAGGUCACAUGCUCGUACGGGGUCUGUCCAAACAAGCCCAUCAGGUACUCCAGUAGCAGGACGCAGGGGUAGACAAUUGCCACAACUCCCACCCAAGGGAACACUGGAGAGAAAAGAAGUGGACUCAUCAAGGAGAAGAAACCCAGGUGCUAUGGAUGUGGAAGAAAGAAAUCGCCAAAUGAAAAUGAACAAAUACAAACAGGUAGCAGGAUCAGACUCCAGGCUGGAGCAAGAUUAUCAUUCAAAGUAUCGACCAGGGCGGGACCCUCAACGAGGCUCUGACAAUGUUUCUAACAAGUCUUCAGACAGCGAUGUAAGUGACGUGUCGGCUGUAUCGAGGACCAGUAGCGCUUCCCGCUUCAGCAGCACUAGCUAUAUGUCUGUACAGUCAGAAAGACCAAGAGGGAACAAGAAAAUUAGUGUCUUUACAUCCAAAAUGCAAAGCAGACAGAUGGGCGCUUCAGGACAGAACAUAACUAAGAGCACCAGCAUCAGCGGGGAGAUGUACACACUAGAGAAGAACGAUGGCAGCCAGUCUGACACAGCAGUGGGCACUGUGGGUACAGGUGGCAAAAAGCGGCGCUCCAGCAUUGGUGCAAAGAUGGUUGCAAUCGUGGGCCUUUCGCGGAAAAGCAGAAGUACCUCACAGCUCAGCCAAACUGAAGCAGGUGGCAAAAAGUUAAAGAGCACAGUCCAGAGAAGCACAGAAACUGGGUUGGCUGUGGAGAUGAGAAACUGGAUGACACGUCAAGCCAGCCGGGAAUCCACAGACGGCAGCAUGAACAGUUACAGCUCAGAGGGGAAUUUAAUUUUUCCUGGUGUGCGAUUGGCUGCGGACAGCCAGUUCAGUGACUUUCUGGAUGGACUUGGCCCUGCACAGCUUGUUGGUCGCCAAACACUGGCAACUCCAGCAAUGGGUGAUAUCCAGCUUGGAAUGGUGGACAAAAAGGGACAGUUGGAGGUGGAAAUAAUACGAGCCCGAGGCCUUGUUGUAAAACCAGGUUCAAAGACACUGCCAGCACCGUAUGUAAAGGUGUAUCUAUUAGAAAAUGGAGUCUGUAUAGCCAAAAAGAAAACAAAGGUGGCAAGAAAAACGCUGGAACCUCUUUACCAGCAGCUGUUGUCAUUUGAAGAAAGUCCCCAAGGGAAAGUUUUACAGAUUAUCGUGUGGGGAGACUAUGGACGCAUGGAUCACAAAUCCUUUAUGGGAGUGGCACAGAUACUUUUAGACGAACUGGAACUAUCCAAUAUGGUGAUUGGCUGGUUCAAACUUUUCCCCCCUUCAUCCCUAGUAGAUCCAACUUUAGCCCCUCUUACAAGAAGGGCUUCCCAGUCGUCUCUUGAAAGUUCAACAGGACCUUCUUAUGCUCGUUCAUAGCAGCUGUGAAACUGUUGUCAUAGCAACCAGCGUUACAAAAAAAAAAUAACAGGUCGCAAACCCUGGUAACACUGCAUGCUUAAUGUUGUGUCUUCGGAGCCUGUUUCUAGGGCUAUAAAAGCGAUCCUGUGUUCUCAGAGGAAGUUGCACACAUUGUGCUCUAAAGGAAGUCCUCAGGUGAAGGAGUGGAGCUGGAAAGAACUGAAUGGUUUGGAGUUCAGUGACACUCAAGUUUUAGUCCAAUCUGAAGCCAUGGAUUAAACUAAAAGAAUCAAGCUGUCUCAUGCAACAAGAAUCCCUUUCAAUGCCACAUCUAUUUUCUUGCUCCCUUUUCUUUAUCUGCCCCUUCUCCUCGUCCCCACCCAAGCCUGGUUAUGCCACAGAAAUAUGGAGCUACCCAAAGAAGCUAUGCCACAAUCGGGAGGAGGGAAGAAAAGAGCCAUUAAAGGAACGCCAGCUGUCAUAGCAGUUAUUUGCAGCAGAGGAACCUUGCCUUAUCAGAAAGGUUGAAGUCUUGGGGUGGCAGGCUUCCUAACUCCAGCUACUGCUGGAGUCAACUCCAGCGUGUGGACUCUGAAAUAUGAAAUUCUGUGGCUAUACUGUACUGUAUGAAAUUAAAGAAACUUUUUUGCAUGGACACAGAUUAUGCUGAACACUUAAAUUAUUUUCUUGGGGCUGCAACUUGCAAAAAAAAAAAGAAUAAAUCAGCCAUUUUCAACAAUUUAUAUUAUUUUUAAAAAUAAAUUUCACUAGUGCAUGGUUUUAAAAGG